Messenger RNA from Phalaenopsis equestris, 960 nucleotides. RefSeq lists its product as uncharacterized. The record is from RefSeq and is a predicted model, not a curated record. NCBI's taxonomy places the organism in Eukaryota, Viridiplantae, Streptophyta, Magnoliopsida, Asparagales, Orchidaceae. The coding region runs from base 309 to 803 and encodes 164 amino acids. The transcript is spliced from 2 exons.
CACAGUUGCUCCCAAAUCGCGUGAGAUAAUCGGAAGCCGGUUUUCCGGCGAGGAAUCCGGCGAGAGAGAGUGCGGGAAGGGAUUGGAAGCAAUCAACGCUACAGAACCUGCAAACGGUACCCUAACGGUUGAGGCUGGAACCUUGUGAUGUGCCUGUUAGGAAACCCUCCUCUCGGGGCCGAGAGGAGGAAGACGAUCCCGUCGGCGAAAGCAGUGGCAUCGAUCGGUGAAGAACACAUCCGCGCUUCAGCUGCCAAGAGAAACGAGUUGUAGGAACAUCACCUCGAUCGGAUUUCAAUUCGGCUACGAUGUCGGCGUCUGCGAUGAUUGGCGAGGCAGCGGAGGAAGAGGAGGAGUUUGGGUUCACGGAGUGCGAGUGCUGUGGGUUGACGGAGGAGUGCACGGCUGCGUACGUGACGGCGGUGCGUGCGAGGUACGGUGGGAGGUGGAUCUGCGGGCUCUGCGCCGAGGUGGUGGAUGAUGAGAUCUGCCGGUCGGCGAGGCUGAUCUCUAUGGAGGAGGCGUUACAGCGGCAAAAGAGUUUCUGCUUGAGUUUCCGAUCGGCGACGUUUCCGCCGACGACGGAGACCGGCGAUCAUCUUAUUGCAGUCGUUAGGAGGCUUAUUCGCCGGAGCCUUGACUCGCCGCCCCGCGUGCUGCUGUCUGCCUCUGCAAGUACUUCCAGGAGGGUUCCCACUGUCUCCGGCCAGUCAAAAACCUGCCUGGCCACUAUUGGAGAUAAUUACCUCAGCGAUGCCGGAGAUGCAGAUCUUCUCGAGGUAAAGGGAUUGAAAUUCAAUUAGUUUCUGAUGGUGAAAUCGGAAUUUAAAUGAAAAUAAUGAAAGAUUCAUCAGAGAUUUGGGAGGGGAUUACAUCUAUAACGAAUAAUUACCAAAAAAAAGAAAAAGAAGGCUGAGAGCAACUCUGAUCUUCUUACUGCUUCGGAGGGCGGAGAAAUUU